GGCAGACGACUCAAAGAGACGACUGCACACGAAGCAACCAUCUCAUGGCGAGUUCCGGCGAGUAAACGGUGUGGACAAGAAGAUCUGUCUACCACGAUGAACAGAGUCAGGCUCAUUCAGGAGGCCAUGAAGUAAACGCGAGAAACAAAUCAAGAUGGAGAAGCAAAUCCCAGCCGUGUUCGCGCCCAACGCCAAGCUGUCCAAGAAUGCGUUCGUCAGUAGCAUGGCGCAGUACGAGGAGAUGUACAAGAAGUCCAUCGACAACCCCGAGGAAUUCUGGCUGCCCGUAUACAAGCAGUUCCACUGGGAGACGAGUUACACGCCCGGCAAGUUCCUGGACUACAACUUCGACAUGGGCAAGGGCCCCGUGCAGAUCAAGUGGCUGGACGGCGCCACCACCAACAUCUGCUAUAACCUUUUGGACCGCAACGUUCGCUGCGGAAACGGCGAUAAAAUAGCGUAUUACUGGUGAGUAGACGCCCUUUGUUUUACUCUAGGGUUUUGCUGUGGGACCA
This is a messenger RNA of Frankliniella occidentalis (western flower thrips), 515 nucleotides long. RefSeq names its product acetyl-coenzyme A synthetase-like. Gene Ontology annotation, biological process: acetyl-CoA biosynthetic process. The transcript has 2 exons. The coding region runs from base 155 to 472 and encodes 105 amino acids. The record is from RefSeq and is a predicted model, not a curated record. Gene Ontology annotation, molecular function: acetyl-CoA synthetase activity. Lineage: Eukaryota; Metazoa; Arthropoda; Insecta; Thysanoptera; Thripidae.